CACGUGAAAGAUGGCGGAUCUUCGAGAACCUUUCGAACUGUGUAAAGUCUUGCAAAAUGGCUCGCUUAUUGGAAUAUCAAGACUAACUGGAGAUGAAAAUGUUCUCCUUACGUUUAGUGAUAGAAGAGUUCUUGUUUACAAUCUGCAACAUCAGAAACUUAUCAACAGCUGGUCCGUGGAACAAAGAGAUGAAGUAACUAGUGCUGCAGUUUAUAAUCCUGUCGAUAAAACUUUCCUGAUGGCCGUAAAUAAGACGGAGAUUUUCAUGUGGAAAGAAACUGAUUCAGAUUUAAAUUCAUGUCAAAGAAUCCAAUCAGAGAAGAAUGUGUUUGGUCUCCAUGUGUGGAACCAUCUUAAAGUUGAUCCCCUUGUCAUGUUUGAGGAUGGGUCCUCAAUGUUUUUGGCUGAUCUUCUUCAUAACAAUGAAGAAAGAAAAGCAAAAAGGAGGAAAGCCAUGAAGUGUACACAUGAAAUGAGUACAUUUUAAAUGCUACAAAUUAUGGAACACCAGCUCACUGGAAUCCAAAGAACCAGGCAAUGGAGUUCAAAUUAACACCUCCUGAAGAGGAUGCUGAGCUAUUGUGUGGCUGUCUUUAUGAGGAAGGAUGUCAUUUAGUAUCUUACUGGUCCAGUGGAGCUCUUUGUCUCACCGAGCUGGAAACAGCACUAGAGCAGAAACAAGGUGGUGAAAUACUGGAUCUUUCCUGCAAAGUAAUUCAGAGGUUACAACCUCUGCAACAUGAAAGUAAUAAGGAAAAGAGGUGUGUAGCUAUGUCUGCUGUAGACCUGGAUCAUAUUUGUCUCUGUGGAAGCAGCAUGAUUGAUGGAAAAUUGAGAGAUGUGGUCAUGAUAUGGAAUAUUAAGUAUGGUACUUUGCAGUCAUGGCAGACUUUGGACAAAAUCAUUGAAAAACAGAGUUCACUGCUCAGUUACUCACGGAGUCGAGGAGCAGGCUGUGUAUGUUGUAUUCCAGGCUUCAUUUGUAUUGGCUUUCAUCAUCUUGUAGCUGUAUGUCAGUUCUCAAUUGAUAGAAGCUCGUUAGCAUCUGCUUUGGGACAACUGGAUUCAACGGCAAAGUUCCUCAGGAAUAACAAAGUUAAACCAGAGCUGCUCGUUACGCCAAAGUUAGCAAGACCAGGCGAGGCUCUCAAGCACUGGCAAGAGACAAUUGCGAGAGAGGAUGAAGUGGAAAAAGAGGUUCUGCAGAAGUUAAAAGAUCCAUCAAAGACUCCUACACUUGAGGUGUUCUCUGCGGAACUUCGGAAAUACAUGGAAUUUAAGCUGUCUGAAAAAGAUGAAAAACUUGAAAAUUCUAAUCAAUUACCGGAAUCUAACAAAGCUGUGCCUGUGUUUGUGGGAAAGUUUGGUAAGAGGACAGAAGUAUUAUCACAACAUUUUAUAUCCAGCGUCUUGACGAGAUGUACCGAAGAGAAAAACUUUUGGGCGAGGGACUCUAUAUCUGAGCUCCUCAAAACAAAGUGUGUUCCAUCCAGUUGCAGUAAAGAUUUACUAAGAGCUAUUGUCGAGAAGAAUGACUUGGAUUUACUGGAAGAGUGUUUUGACAACAUAGAUGGAAUUGCUGAAGACACCGUCGUUCUCUGCGCUCGCCAUAUUUUAAGACUGGAUCAUCUAAUACUUGACGAAACAUCGAAAGAAAAUCAGAAAGAGGAAUCACAGGAAGAAGAUUUUGGUCAGAUGCCAUUAGGCAAGACACAGGCCAAGUAUUUAUGUACAAUAUUAAGCUACCCUGUCAAUGACUCUUUUCUUCAAUCCAGUUUAAGGAAGCUCUCUUUUAAAGACGUCAAACUAUUAUUAGACUUCCUAAUGUAUCUUAUGCACCAUGGUCUGUCUGGCUUUGGAGAAGAAGUUGAUUGUAAAACUCUGAUGUAUCCACAGGUCCUUGACUGGGCAGGAUUGCUGUUGAACGCUCAUUACACCCAACUGGUGCUCAUACCUGAAGCCCACGAAGUACUGGUCAGCUGUCAUCAACUUGUGGCUAAACAGGUGCGUACUUAUGAUAAGCUGCGUUCUGUGGAAAGUUUCUUGGAUCAUUUUCGGAGACGGAAGGCUCUACCCAAAGCAGAGAAAGUGGCACCUUACAGCAUCGAAACGCUGGAAUUAUGAAACGACGUAUCUCUGAAUGAGUGGUACUUCUAUUCUUUGAUGUUGAAGAUUGGGUGUGAGGAAUGCAAUCGUGCUCUCUGUUCUUGCUAAUAGUGACGAAUGAGAAAAAGGAUCAAUGAGGCAUUGACCACACUCUCGGCGCAAACAGUCCUCACUUCUACCAACAGCUGAUCAUUUGCCCAACCUGAUUGCUACGGGCGAUGGAUUUAGGGCGGGAAAAUUACCGAGAAAAACACGUGCCGUUUUGCGCAUGCUCAAGUUGUUGUGCGGCACGUUUCUCGCCUUUACGGACAGAUAUACCCAAGAAGACGUGUCCUUUAGCGAUUGAGUGAAAUGCUGGUUAAAGCGCUCUUGUUAAAAGAAGAAAAAAUGUUUGUUAAUAUAUAUUUUUUUCGAGGCUACUACAAAAGCGUGUUUUCCAAACAAGUGAUAGCGAAACGACUCUGAACCGAGAUGACAAAGUGAACUUUACGGCGCGUGAAACAAACUUUGACAAAAUUGUGGCUUGUUUGUUUAUUAAAAUUUACCUUUAAAAUUAAAAAAAAAAAAAAAAAAUAGGAUUUUGGAGUUGGAUUUGUGGUUAUUACUUUUAGGCAAUUACUCAUGCCAGUGACUGUUGUUGUGUCAAUGAACUUUUAGUACUAUUGAUGUAUGAUGUCCUUUCAUGGUAGAUAAUACACGUGAGAGAAAUUCCUGAACAUGGUUGAUCAUGUUAAGGUCAAAGUUUUGUUGAAGUAGUCUUUUGGAAGGAAUUUAUCUCAACUACCCAAUAAAGUGAACUGCGGCUUUAAACUC
This is a messenger RNA of Pocillopora damicornis (cauliflower coral), 2919 nucleotides long. Its product is annotated as nucleolar protein 11. Gene Ontology annotation, cellular component: nucleus; nucleolus. Gene Ontology annotation, molecular function: RNA binding; protein binding. NCBI's taxonomy places the organism in Eukaryota, Metazoa, Cnidaria, Anthozoa, Scleractinia, Pocilloporidae. Gene Ontology annotation, biological process: maturation of SSU-rRNA. The record is from RefSeq and is a predicted model, not a curated record.